AUGCCCUCUGAUCUCCGACCGUCGAUAGACUACCACAGAGAUGGUCGCGCCAACGCGCCACUGCUCGGGCGCAAAACAGAGGACGAUACCGUUGAUGACGGGAUGGUACGGAGCACACACACCUUUCACGAGCGUGACCCAGAAACACAAGCAAAACUCGAGACGAGGAAGAGAUACACAUACGCAGCGCUGCUGCUAGCGCUGAGCCUGAUCAGCUUCACAGUGCAGACGGAAACGGCAGUGUACAUUCAGCAUCAAUUGAAAUGGGAGAAGCCAUAUUGCAUGCUCUACAUGACCCACGGAUCAUGGGUAGUAUUGUGGCCAUCAACCCUCUUCUUGUUGCGACUCCAGCACUGGAACGAGCCAUGGGCGACUUUCUGGCGGCGCCACGUUCAGCUCUUGCGCCAAACAGCCCUCAUGGUGCAACACCAAAACUUGCAUCCCACACCGCGCCAAUCCCAGGUCUCGCCCGUACGCUACAUGGUCAAGAUGACCUGCUUCAUCACGUGCGCUCUUACCUUGGCUGGAGGCAGUUGGUACGUGGCAGUCAACCAAACCACAGCCAGCGACCUUACAGCCAUUUACAACUGCUCCGCCUUCUUCGCCUACGCCUUCAGCAUCCCCAUCCUCCACGAAAAAGUCCGAACUAGCAAAAUCGUCGCCGUCGCCAUUGCCAUUGCUGGCGUCUUCGUCGUCGCAUAUGGUGACACGUCGCCUGCUAAGCACGGCUCCAAAUCUGGCGGCGGCGCCGGUGGCGACAAAGCGCCUCCUUCACACGAAGCGGAGAACCGCGCUUUUGGCAACCUCGUCAUCGGUGUUGGCAGUGUCUUGUAUGGACUCUACGAGGUGCUAUACAAGCGCUUUGCGUGUCCGCCCGAGGGCGCCGCCCCCAACAAGGGCGUCAUCUUCGCAAACUUGUUUGGAAGCUUGAUUGGCGGGUUUACGCUUUCUGUGUUGUGGCUUCCGAUUCCCUUUUUGCAUUGGAUGGGUUGGGAGAUUUUUGAGCUGCCAAAGGGGGAACAGGCGUGGAUGAUGGCGAUUUCCGUGUUGGCGAAUGCUACUUUCUCGGGCGCUUUCCUUGCUCUCAUCUCCCUCACUUCGCCCGUCUUAUCCUCCGUCGCGGCUCUCCUCACCAUCUUCAUCGUCGCUAUUGUCGAUCAAUUACUUCCUCCACCGCUAAACUCACCGCUUACCCCUGCGGCCAUCGUAGGCGGCUUGCUCAUUAUCGGCGCGUUCAGUCUGUUGUCGUGGGCUAGUUACAAAGAGAUGGAUGAGGAGAGGAGGCAUAAGCUCGAGGAGGCCCCUAGCGAGUCUGAUGAUUGA
Molecule: messenger RNA, 1323 nt
Organism: Pyrenophora tritici-repentis Pt-1C-BFP
Lineage: Eukaryota; Fungi; Ascomycota; Dothideomycetes; Pleosporales; Pleosporaceae
Product: RhaT, Permease drug-metabolite transporter (DMT) superfamily
Cellular component (GO): membrane
Source: RefSeq, a predicted model, not a curated record